This is a messenger RNA of Phyllopteryx taeniolatus (common seadragon), 10732 nucleotides long. Its product is annotated as forkhead box protein J3-like. The record is from RefSeq and is a predicted model, not a curated record. Lineage: Eukaryota; Metazoa; Chordata; Actinopteri; Syngnathiformes; Syngnathidae. Gene Ontology annotation, biological process: regulation of transcription by RNA polymerase II. The transcript is spliced from 10 exons. Gene Ontology annotation, cellular component: nucleus. Gene Ontology annotation, molecular function: RNA polymerase II cis-regulatory region sequence-specific DNA binding; DNA-binding transcription factor activity, RNA polymerase II-specific. Bases 6652 to 8373 code for a protein of 573 amino acids.
GGUUCCUAUUGGGCCAUAGACACCAACCCUAAAGAUGACGCUGCACCCAGCAGGCCAAAGAAGAGGCCACGAUCUGGAGAAAGGCUUCCAGAUGCUGUGGGCAUGUCACUGAAGGCUCUGAAAACCCCGCCUCCCCGGAACUUUCAGCUGUCAAUCAAAUAUGUGCCUUCUCUCACUGCACGCGCUCAUGGGCUGCAGAGAAGCAGCCUCUGAGCCACGGCGUAAUGACCAACAGCACGACACGCACCUGUCCCCCUGGAAGAUUUUUUUUCCCUCCUCAUUUUCACCCCGCGACGUGCGGCCGGCAACUGUGUGGCUGACAUCCCUUAUGCCCUUGUGCCGGACCUCCGGCGGCUACUCUAACCGCUAUCAGGCUGGCAAGGGGCCGCGGCGCGGCAGAUCCCAUUCGGUUCACCGCUACCUGGUAACACGACGUGUGAGGGCAGACAGCAAAGACACUGUAGCCCAAAUAACACAAAACACAUUACACUUCAGUGAAGAUGUAUUUUUUUCCAAGUUUUGGGCAUAGGUUGAUGGAUAACUGCACGCUGUACUUGUAGAACUGGGUCAAGUUAUUUUGAAUAAGGAAGUGGCAAUUUCGCCAAAUUGCCACUGCAUGGAAUAAUGGCCCUUGGUGUUUAUAUAGUAGUGGCGGGUCAACUCUUCCUGUUCACUGGUGACAUCAGUGCGACGCUGUUUUAGCCCCGCGCCCAAAAAAUCUGGACAACUGAGUUGGUGAAAAACAGUUUUAAACUACACUGCUGGUCAAAAGCUUUAGAACACCCCAAUUUUUCCAGCCUUUUUUAAAAUUGAAAUUCAUGCAGUUCAAUUUCUCAUUUUACUCUGAAAUGAAAGCACAGUACAAAUAAACUAUUCAAUUUACAAAAGAAAUCCUGUAAUCAAUCUACAAACAAAAGUGUAUUCUAAACCUUGAGCAGAUACUGUAUGACAGCUGAACACACGUGACAUUAUCUCUAAAAUGGAAAUCAAAUAUUCUUCAGAAAGUUCUUCAUAACUCUGUUGUGGAAGUUCACAUAACUGUGUGACUAUUCUUUGGACUUAAACUACUUGACUUUCAAUUAAAAAUAAAAUAAGAAAGAACGGGAAAACAUUGCCGUGUUCUAGAACUUUGGAUUGGUCAGGGGCAUACAGUGGGUAUGGAAAGUAUUCAGACCCCCUUAAAUUUUUCACUUUUUGUUAUAUUGCAGCCAUUUGUUGAAAGAGUUUUUCAUUUUUUCCUCAUUAAUGUACACACAGCACCCCAUAUUGACAGAAAAAAACGGAAAUGUUGAAAUUUUUUCAGAUAUAUUAAAAAAGAAAAACUGAAAUAUCACAGAGCCAUAAGUAUUCAGACCCUUUGCUCAGUAUUUAGAAGAAGCACCCUUUUGAUGCUCAAUUGGGUUUAAGUCAGGACUCUGACUGGGCCAUUCAGGAACAGUCACGGAAUUGUUCUGAAGCCACGCCUUUGUUAUUUUAGCUGUGUGUCAUUGUCUUUUUUUAACGUGAACCUUCGGCCCAGUCUGAGGUCCAGAGCACUGUGGAGAAGGAUUUCGUCCAGGAUAUCCCAGUCCUUGGCCGCAUUCAUGUUUCCUUCGAUUGCAACCAGUCAUCCUGUCCCUGCAGCAUGAUCUGCCACCACCAUGCUUGACUGUUGGGACUGUAUUGAACAGGUGAUGAGCAGUGCCUGGUUUUCUCCACACAUACCACUUAGAAUUAAGGCCAAAAAUUUCUGUCUUGGUCUCAUCACACCAGAGAAUCUUAUUUCUCACCAUCUUGGAGUACUUCAGGUGUUUUUUAGCAAACUCCAUGCAGGCUUUCGUGUGUCUUGCACUGAGGAGAGGCUUCCGUCGGGCCACUCUGCCAUAAAGCCCCGACUGGUGGAGGGCUGCAGUGAUGGUUGACUUUCUAGAACUUUCUCCCAUCUCCCGACUGCAUCUCUGGAGCUCAGCCACACUGAUCUUUGGGCUCUUCUCUCCCGAUGUCUCAGUUUUGCCGGACGGCCAGCUCUAGGAAGGGUUGUGGUUGUCCCAAACGUCUUCCACUUCAGGAUUAUGGAGGCCACUGUGCUCUUAGGAACCUUAAGUGCAGCAGAAUUUUUUUUGUAACCUUGGCCAGAUCUGUGCCUUGCCACAAUUCUGUCUCUGAGCUCUUCAGACAGUUCAUUUGACCUCAUGAUUCUCAUUUGCUCUGACAUGCACUGUGAACUGUAAGGUCUUAUAUAUACAAGUAUCUUGCUUUCUUAAUCAAGACCAGUCAGUAUAAUCAAACACAGCUGGACUCCAAUGAAGGUGUAGAACCAUCUCAAGGAUGAUCAGAAGAAACGGACAGCACCCGAAUUAACUAUAUGAGUGUCACAGCAAAGGUUCUGAAUACUUAUGGCUGUGUGAUAUUUCUGUUUUUCUUUUUUAAUACAUCUGCAAAAAUUUCAACAAUUCUGUUUUUUUAAUGUCAAUAUGGGGUGCUGUGUGUACAACAAAAAUUAACUUAAAUGAUUUUAGCAAAUGACUGGAAUAUAACAAAAAGUGAAAGAUUUUAAGAGGUUCUGAAUACUUUCCAUAUCCACUGUGUGUAUAUCCCAACAAUUCAGUACUAUAUUGUUCAGUCUUUGCAUGUUUUCAACACUUAUCUUCAGACUUAUUUAAUCUGUUUAGAAACAAGACACGUAAAUGACUUGGGUUCAUCUUUAAGGUCACUGUGACCUCACAUGCAUCACAUUUCUCAUGAAGGUGUUAUCUUAGAAACCUGAGGAGUCCAUUACAUUUGGAACAAGCUUUCAUCUCAAAGUAAUUUGGUCUCUGGACACUUUUUUUCAGUUUAUGUUAAACAAGCAAGAGGUUGCUUUUUUGCAAUGAAUGAAUCUUUUUAUUAAUCCCAGAGAGGCAACAUUACAUUUUGUAGAUAUUUGCAUUAAUAUGAACAUGCUUAACUCACGCAGUCCAGGGGAAAAAAAACCACUAUGUAGUCUCAUUUCUUUUUUCAGUUAACAAUACUUUGCAAUUGUAUAUUGACAAAAUAGUUAUAGUUUCUUUGCUUCGUUUGAGUGACAGACAUCCCCACUUCCACCAGUCAGCCACACAUCUAAAGCGAGGCAAUGUAAGCGCUUUACAAACAGUUCUACCUUUAUGUUAUUAAUGCUCUUUUUUGACUGACACAGUCAGAGAGGUGUUCAUUGAAUAAUAUGUUUAUUAUUGUGGUUGUAGUAUACAGUGGUGUCAGACUGCACUGGACCAUACGGAUAGCUGAUUCUAAUAUUUUGACUCCUGUAGGAAACCAAGGAAAUAAAAAUAUUGUAAACCUAUGCAAACUACAACCCAAUUAAUAAACAUCAACAGUAAUUAACAUAUUAGCCAUUGCUCUAACUGUUGUAAAGACAGAUGUUUUGAUACAACUAAUUAUUGUAUGGAAUCCAUUUCGAUUGUCCAUGACAUGUCAGAAUGUCAGAAUGUUGUGGCAAGUCGAUGUUCAUUAAUAUAUUGCACGUCCUCCAGCAAGUGUUGCAGCUUAUAUGCACACCUUACUGUUGCUGCAUGUUAUUUUCUUUCAGAUCAAGCAGGGUUGACCCAGAUGUAAGUCUGUGCUAAUUGCAGGCUUGUAGACUUGUUCUGUGCUCAAGAUUGCACAGAAAACAGCAGGUACAAGCGUCUGAGUUGAUGCAAGGGGGAAUGAAAGUGGGUUUUGGUGAAAGUGAUUGACAGCAGCCGAGGCUAUAAAUAUAUGUAACCCUGCAUAAACCCAGCAGACUGCGGCUGGUUGUGUCGUGAACCUGUGAAUGUGAAUACAAAGAGAACAGAGUGAGCUCUCCAUUGCAGAUGUCAUCUCAUUCUCUGGAUAUAGUCAGAAUAUUGUACCUUUUAUAGUUGAUUAGCAUGCUCCUCAGCGCACCAAAAAAAUUGAUUUGACUCAGUGCAGUGUAGUGAUAUUCCUUUUUGACCACCUUAACAGAACUGUUGUUUGUGCUUAGUAUGAAUUGGAGCAAUCAACAGAGAAACAUCCACUUCUACCUUUAGGGCUAUAAGCGGGGUGAAUAAAAAUUUUGAUCUGCUUCUCAAAUGAGCACCAGAGGUUAUGACUUGGUGCUCAUCUUUUUUCAGUGACCCACUUACCUCACUGGAUGAACUUAUGCCCGUUUGUAGGCAUAAGAAGUAUUAUUAUUUAUUUUUUUACUUAUUUUCUGUACAAAUAAAGGAAUCAAACUUGUUUUUUUGUUUGUAAUGACCUCAUAAACGUGUUUUGUUGUUUUAUGUCCUAUUGCAUGUACUUUAUGUUUUGUUAGUCUUACGGUGUAUUCACACCAGGAAAGUCCUUUGGUUCGCUUGUUUGAUCCGGACCAAAAACUGACUUUAUUUUUUUUGUUUGGUGUGGUUCGCAUUCACAUUGUACAUUUGGAAAGCAAACUAUAAUUUGUAAACAAAGCCACGGGUGUAACAAUCGUUGUUCCCAUUGGACAGAAAUGACGCGUUGCUCUGCUACAAUCGUUACCAUGGGAACAACAACAAGGAUUGCGCCGAUGUAUAAUGUUGGGGGGAAAAAAGAACAAAAAGAGGAAAAAACGUGGGGUGGUCACCGGAUGCUCGGGGGAGUACGUUUUGGGAUGUCCAUUCAAGGAGAGCUUGAGGUAUGUUCACGUACUUAAUAAAACGGCUCGCAAGCAGCCGGCAAUAUCGUUACGUAGCUACCUAGCUACUACUAGCACUAAUGUACGUAAACAUGCCGUGUUCCGUCUGUUCUCGUCGAAUCGAAUACUGAAGCUUGUCAAGCUAACAAAAACCCACAUUUUGCAAUGUCCAGGAAAUUAGAAUGUUACAUAACAAACAGUCAAAAAGAUUUUAAUAUGGAAACGAGGUUGGAAAUGGCCUUCUGAAAAGUAUUUUCUUGUGUUAAAUGAUUCUUUCACUUUUGGAAUUGCAAUGCUGAAAUACAAUGAACCUUCCUACAGUAUUCUAAUUUAUUGAGAUGCACUUAGAUGUAGGACAUUUUCUAAUACUUUAUCUUCUACCACUGAAAGUGGUCUCCAGUCCCGAGUGAUCCACUUUGCGAGUGGAUUUGUGAGUUUGUGCAAUGAUUAGUUUUGCCCUUAAGACAGUCAAUUGAUUGUAUUUGGUAUACUGAUGAAACUCGUACCACGACUGCUAGACUCUCAGCUCCGGUGGUUUCUGUGCUCGCUGCAAGCUUUGCAGAUAUGAACAGACUUGAUACCCCUGCGCACUGCGAUGUAUCUACAGCGGGCAAUAGGCGGGGCUAUGUUCCCAUACAAGAUGGUGCCGACCCGAGUGGUCACCUCGGUAACGCUCUCUAGUACUGUCUAUGUUUUUGUCCUUUUCUUUCAUCUUUGGAGAAAUUACGUGACUUACUUACACAAGGGAAGAUUUGCUAAACAUUAGGGAAUCUACUCUGGACUUUAUUUCACCAACUUUCACAAAUUCAAACUCACUGGCAGAGCGGCUAUGGCUCUAUGGAGCAUGGUGGAAGCGAAGACGACGCCACAGAGGGAUGCGUGCACCGAGUGCAGGUUAAGCUUCGACAGCGUGGAUUGCGAAUGCCGCUCCCGUUAAUUCACCAACUCUACCCAACAAAAUGGAGGAGCAUAGUUUACACAGAUGGAUAGAUAAUUUAUUUAUCCAGUGAGGAACAUUAAAUUGUCACAGCAACAAUAUUCACACAUAGACACUUGCAUUAAUACUAUAACACAACUAAUAAAGUACAAGUAAAAAAGAUAACAGCAUUGAGGACGGAUUAAAAGAAAUUUGAAUCUAGAAUAAACAAGAAAAAACAGAUUAACAUGUUACGUCUGUAAAUGGUAAGUAAUAAAUAGAGUAUAACUAUGCUGCAGCAAUAUUUUUAGAAUAAGUGCAAAGUGGAAAGCACAGUAUUUUUAACGGUGAUAUAUGUCAUCAAAAUGAUGAAUUAAUACACUGUCUAUGAAACAUUGCUUCAUAGUUCAGCUGAAUAGACAAUGGGCAAUGUGAAGGGAGGCUAUUUGGGGGUGCAUUGGCCCAUUAAACUCCCGCUGCCCAUGACAGGCUGGCUGCAGCUCACGAAUUGGGAGGCAAGGACAGAAUGACAUCACAACCAAUUAGUGGGGCUGUUUAUAAUGACUGGAAAUCCGUCCAAUGACGGUAGAGGCGCAGGAAGGUGGGACCAGUCACAGUGGAACGGCCGAACACAUUCUAAGGAAAUUUAUUGCCAGCUUGAUGCUUUUUUGUACCUAUGCUGUGUGGAAAAGACAUCUAGUCACCUCGAAACAGCUUAGCUCGUGUACCUUUUACACUGAAACAUUAUUGCUUUACAUGGCAGGAUAACACUACUUCUCAUUAGUGCUAAAAUCUAUCACGAUAUGGGCCAUUUUAUAUCACGAUAACUAUACCCCACGAUAUCCUAUAGUACGUUUUCAGUUAUUCUAUGAAAAAUUAUACUACAUACUAUGACAGCUGGCGGCAUGGUGGCCGACUGGUUAGAGCGUCAGCCUCACAGUUCUGAGGACCUGGGUUCAAUCCCCGGCCCCGCCUGUGUGCAGUUUGCAUGUUCUCCCCGUGCCUGCGUGGGUUUUCUCCGGGCACUCCGGUUUCCUCCCACAUCUCAAAAACAUGCAUGAAUUGGAGACUCUAAAUUGCCCGUAGGCAUGACUGUGAGUGCGAAUGGUUGUUUGUUCCUAUGUGCCCUGCGAUUGGCUGGCAACCAGUUCAGGGUGUACCCCGCCUUCUACCCGAUGACAGCUGGGAUAGGCUCCAGCACGCCCGCGACCCUAGUGAGGAGAAGCGGCUCAGAAAUUGGAUGGAUGGAUACUAUGACAGCUUACUUUUUCUCACUCUAUUUGAAGCGAAAUUAAACAGACCUGUCACAAAUGAGAUGCAUCCUGUCAUGAGCCAUCCUGCAGUUCUACUAUUGGAGCCUGGGUGGGGCUUUGCGCCCUCUCGAUCUCUCUCUCCCCUCCCCUCUCUCUAUUUCCAGCACCUUCCUCGGCCGCACCUGUCAUCAAUCAGCCCUCGUUACCACCUGCUUUUAAACCUGCCUGAACCCAGAAAACCUUGCAAGAGUAUUGAAGCUUCUACAGCGGUACCACAGCUCCUCGGUCUUGAAGCGUCAACCCCUUAUAGCUUGGAGUCAGAGUCUCUGCGAAUGGACUGCAUCAUGUCAGGUGGAGCGUCUCCUACUUUGGCCAUCAAUGCGGUAACAAACAAGGUAGCACUAUACAGCCCAGAAGCAGACGACGGUGAGAGUCCUGGCAGCCUGAGCAACAGUCUCUCUGAGCAAAAAUUGACAUCUAUCAACCUGAACAACAUGAACUCGACCGUGAGCAGUAGCAGCAGCAUGCACAAAUACACACCAGUUAGUAGUCACGCUGAACCUUCGUCCCAGUCCCAGAGUCUUCAGCCGCCCAGCCAGCCCACUCGGCCUCCACCUCCUCCUCCACAACCCCAGUACGCUCUGCCGGUGCCAGAGUCACGGGACAAACACCUCUGCUUCUCGGACUUCGAGGACCUGAGCGCUUCCUUCCGCAGCCUGUAUAAAUGUGUCUUUGAGCAGUCGUUCUCGCAGCAAGCUUUGAUGAUAAUGCCUGGCGAUUCGAACCAUUCUACACGGACCGCCUGCUCCUAUCAGCACUCACCUGGCGCAAGGAACGGCAGCAGUGGCAGUGGCACGGGGGGUGGCGGCCACCAUCAUCAACACAACCACCAUGCCCACCUUCCUCAGCAUCACCUCUCCACCCAUGGCCAGCACCCACCUCUGUCCCACCAGAGUCACAGUGGACAGAGCUGCCCCACGACAGGCAUGACUUCAGAUUGGUACCCAAACCUGGACUGGCUGAAGGAAAGCUGCCGCAUUGCUACCAGCUACAAUUGGGCUGAUGUAGAUCUUUCUCCAUUUCAAGGCCUGAAGGAGAGCAUGCGUCAGGCCGAGCUCAACAACUGGUCCCUGGAUGCCGCUCAGAUAGCUGACCUGUGUUCGUCCAUCAACCAGUUCUUCACGGCCACGGGCGUCAUCCCCCCUCAGGGCGCUGCCCUCUCCCAACCUCCGGUUGCACACCCAGCUGCACCGAGGGCACCUCAGCACCCAGCUCAGCCGCAUGGCGACAUGCACCCGAAGGCCAGCCAGCACAAUCAGCACGGCCAACUCAUUCGAACAGGGAACAUGUACAUGGACUCCAGGCAGAACAUUCCGUCUCUGAUGGGCCCACCUGGAUACCCCCACAUGCCUCCCAUUAGCAACACAGCUCCCGCCAUGACAGGGGACUCCUCCAUCACACUCUUAUCAGGCCAUCACAGCCAGCUGAGCCAGCAGCAGCACAUGUUGCCUCCAGGACACUUUCAGGUAAGGCGCAUGCUGGCCACCGACGACAUCCAGGACGACUUCGACUGGGACUCCAUCGUGUGAACAGGAAGUAAGAGAUGAGAUGUGAUGACGACAAUAGAGGUGUGAGACUGGCCCCUCAAAAACACUAAACACGAUCCAAAAGAAGGAGUCUUUUUUGGGGGGGGGGGGUGGAACUGGAGACAAUCAGUUACCAAGUGGACCAAGUUGUAAAGCGACACUGAGCGAAUCGUCUUAUAAUGAGUCACCCUUCCUCGUGCCGACGUGGGUGACAAGUUAUAAAAACUGUUAAAACAUCUGUGAAAUUUUUGCUUUUUUUAAAAUCUGUUUAUUACCCAGGAGCAUUUGGGCCACAUCAAAAAUGAAAUAUAAUCCAAGGGAAUAAACAGUCAUGUUUUUCAAGAAAAAAAAGUCAUUAUCUUGUGAGAAUACGGUGUUCCUCCACGUAGCAGCAAAUUAUUAUUAUUUUUUAAACCAAUUCUCUGCUUUCUGUUUUCUUUCAAAAAAGAACUCUUGAAAAAUACCACUAUUCUCAUAAAAUGUUUUUUUUUAACAACUUUAUUCUUGAAAACAGAUAGCUCUACUCAUAAUAUGAGUUUUAUAUUGAAAAAAUAGAACUUUAUUCUCGAAAAAAGACUUGCUUCUCAUAACAUGGUAUUUUUUCAGGGGGAAACAUUCGCAAACCAAUACUUUGAAAAAUACAACUUUCCUCAUUUUACCUUUUGUUUCUUAAAAUAUAUGACUUUACUCCAAAGACAUAUUACGUUAUUCUUGUGAUACUGACAUGGUUUUAUAUUAGAAUAAGCUUUUGUUCAGAAAGAGAUAACAUUUAGUUUUUGUGUUGAAAAAAAAAAUUCCUUUAUUCAUGUGAUACUGACACAUUUCUUUUAAGUAAAAAUACCAAUUUUGUUCUGGAAAAAAGAAUAAUUUUCUUUUUUCAAAAACACGAACAUAUUUUAGAAAAAGUAAGAAUAUGACGUGUUUUUGUCUGUAAAGAAUAAGACUGAAGAUUUAUUCUCUUGUAGUUAAAUAUUUUUCUCAAAAAUCUUUUUUUUCCGGUACAAUUCAUAUUUUAAUUUCCGAGUAUAAUGCUUUUUUCCUUUCAGCGUGGCCCUAAUACAGCUUCAUAUUUUGUUUCCAACUGCAACUGUUGACCAUAACAGAAGGCUAUUUAUUUCCUCUCUUUCAAAAGCAACUACUUGAGAUGUUUUUCUUGUUUGUAAUGUCUCUGUAAUGAUUCUAUUACCUGGUAUCUGUAUGAAGACACAUUAACGCGCGUGUGGGUAUGGCGUCACCUGCUGGUCAAAGUGAGCAUCACACCACAUCGUCUCAAAAGAAUUCUAUGCACCACUAUCACCUGUCCCCGUUCUGAGACAACUUAUGAAUUUCGUUUUUUUUUAAAUUUAUUUAUUCAUUUUUUCGUCAAAUUAUUUGUUUUUAGUAGUCAAUGCUGUCAUGUUCUCAGGGUAGCUCAUUGAUUCAUCAUUUCAAACCAUUUAUAUAUGUGUCGUAAAGUGACUGCAACAUUCAGUUCUUUAUGGCCCCCCUACAACUGUGACAUUUGUCAUCUCAAAGCAAAACAAAUGCAGUGAAAUAAGCUCAUGCAACUCUUGGCACCAUUAUAUUUAUGUAUUUUUUUCGUUUGUUUAAUAGAAGUCUUCAUGCAUUUUAUUAAUGAUAACGGACUCAUAAAGGUGAUUAGAUGGAUUUUUCUUUUCUUUUUUAAUUUUCUACAUUUUUUUCACCAAUAUAAUGUUAAGCAUCUAGCUGUAUAAGAACUAAACUAAACUAAAUGAUGAUGGUUUGAGUUAGAGGAAAAUUCUGAUCAGUUUAUGAGGAAAUCAUUUUUUGGUUGUUUGUUUGUUUGUUUGUUUUUCUUCUUCCAUUGUGAUUUAGUCUGUGUGUGAAAAAGUGAUUUUUUUGAGUGUACAGAUCCACAUUGCUCAAAAGAAAUGAAGUAUCUGUAUCAGUCUGGGUGCACUAUGCGAAGCAGGUAGUCAAAGUGCUCUUGGGAGGGGGGGAAAAAAGCUGAAACUUUAAUAUUGUCAUUAUUGCCAUUGAUGCUGUAUUACAGUGACCAGCAUUAUAUAACUUGUAUGUGUGUGCGUUUUUGUCCUUAUGUAAAUAGCGCUAUGUUUCUCCUCUGUUUUCCCUAAAGAAAAAAAGAAAGAAAAACACAAACUGGUGAAAAGAACAAAGUAUUUUUGUUAUUUGUCCUUCAAGGAGACAUUGUGUAUAUACCUUCAUUAUAUUGUACAUAUGUUAUUUUGGUGUGUCAUAGAUACUAAUCUGUGUAUGCUUCUACUAUGACAAAUGUUUCAGUGUUUAUUAAAUGUAAUUGACCAUUUUUACUGCCAUAACCUUGCUUCUGCUAUUGUUACUUCACUUCACCUUCAUACAUAUAAAAAUUGCUGUGAUGUGC